This is a messenger RNA of Varanus komodoensis (Komodo dragon), 7401 nucleotides long. RefSeq names its product lipoxygenase homology PLAT domains 1 (gene LOXHD1). Bases 2 to 6841 code for a protein of 2279 amino acids. Gene Ontology annotation, molecular function: protein binding. The transcript has 41 exons. The record is from RefSeq and is a predicted model, not a curated record. NCBI's taxonomy places the organism in Eukaryota, Metazoa, Chordata, Lepidosauria, Squamata, Varanidae.
GAUGAGCAGAUCAUCGGAGGAGGAGGAGGAGGAAGAGGAGGAGGUAGAGGAAGAUGAAGAGGAUGAAGAGGAAAUCUACAAAAAGAAGAGGAAAUUGAGGAGGGCUUCCUCAGAAGAGACCAGUGAGGGUAGCAGUGAGGAGAGGAAAAAGAAGAAGAAGAAGAAAAAGAAGAAAGAGUUCAGUGACAGUGAAGAGGAUGACUAUGACCGAAAGAAGAAGAAGAAGAAAAAGAAGAAGAAGAAGGGGAAAAAGUCCAAGAGCAAAGACAAGAAGAAGAAGAAAAAGAACGAGGAGAAUUUUGCAGAGAUGUAUGAACAGGAACUUCGGAAUUAUCACUCUGAAUCUUCCCAUGAAACUGAGGAUGAAUAUAACAAGAAAAAAGUCUAUGAAGUGGUGACAGUGACAGGAGAUGUCCGAGGAGCUGGAACGGAUGCCAACGUUUUCGUCACUCUCUUUGGUGAAUUUGGCAUCACGCCAAAGGCCCAUCUGACCAGCAAGAGCAGCUCUGCCUUCGAAAGGAGCAAAACAGACGUCUUUCGAGUGCGAACCAACAACGUUGGCACCAUAAAGAAGAUAAGAAUCGAACAUGACAACACGGGGAUGAAUGCCAGCUGGUUCCUGGACCGCGUGAUAGUGACGGACAUGAACAGGCCCCACCUCCGCUUUUAUUUCCCAUGCAACAAUUGGCUGAGCAGGGAUGAUGGGGACGGACUUUAUGUCAGAGAUCUGAUUGGCAGUCUCAACCCCAUGGACGUUCCCAAAGUCAACAAGUACGUGGUCAGCGUGUUCACAGGAGAUAUAAGUGGCAGCGGGACAGAUGCUGAUGUCUUCAUUAACAUCUUUGGCCAGUAUGGAGACACAGGGGAGCGGAAGCUGGACAAUGACAAGGACAAUUUUGAAAAGGGUGCAGAAGACAAGUUCACCCUUGAUGCGCCCAAUCUGGGCAAGUUAAGGAAAAUCACCAUCGGACACAAUAACAAGGGAGGCUCAGCCGGCUGGUUCCUGGCCAAGGUGGUCAUUGAAGACAUUGGAAACAAGUGCAUGUACGAAUUCCCGUGUGGCCGUUGGUUUGCGCUGGACGAAGAUGAUGGCAAAAUCCAGCGAGACAUUUUGGUGGGAGGAACAGAAGCGACAGGGAUCGUUUAUAACGUUGCUGUUGUAACAGGAGACAUCAGAGGAGCUGGUACAAACUCCAAGAUCCACAUCGUCAUGCAUGGCUCCAAAGGGCUGAAAAACAGUGGGAAAAUAUUCCUGGAAGGCGGCGAAUUCGAGCGUGCCCGGUCAGACCUUUUCAACGUCGAGAUCGCUGCUCUUCUUAGUCCCCUGAGUCGCGUCUCCAUCGGGCAUGAUAACGCGGGCGUCAGCUCUGGCUGGUAUUGCGAGAAGGUGGUGGUGUAUUGUCCAUUUACAGGGAUUGAACAAACCUUCCCCUGUGGGAAGUGGCUAGAUGAGGAUGAAGGAGACGGACUGGUUGAACGGGAACUCUAUGAAAUGGUCUCGCUGCGUCAGAAGAGACUGAAAAAAAAUCCUUGGUCUCUGUGGAUCUGGACAAGUGACAUUAAGGGUGCAGGGACUGACGCCCCCAUCUUCCUCCAGAUUUAUGGUAAAAAAGGAAAGUCGGACGAGAUGAAACUGGACAAUAAUUCUGAUAACUUUGAAGCUGGACAAAUUGACAAAUUCAUGAUUGAGCUCCCAGACCUAGGAGCAAUGUACAAAAUCCGGAUAUGGCAUGAGAAACGGAGCCCGUUUGCUGGUUGGCACCUGCACAAGGUGACUCUUUUGAAAACCCUGACCAAAGAGAAGUACACGUUCAACUGCGGCCGUUGGCUGGAUAUAAAUGAAGAUGAUAACGAGAUUGUGCGGGAACUCGCUGCUGAAGGCCCCCUGGUCACUGAAGUGGAACCAGUGAUUAAGUACCGGGUGACGGUCUACACAGGGACAGUGAGUGGAAGUGGGACAGAUGCCAAUGUCUUCGCUUGUCUCAUCGGGGAACAGGGAGACACGGGGGACCGCGUCCUACAGAACAGCGUGAACACCGUCAAUAAGUUUGAGAAGGGCAGCGCUGAUGAGUUCAUCAUUGAAGCAGUCAACCUGAAGCAGGUGAGGAGGGUGAGAAUAGGGCACGAUGGCAAAGGAGGAAGCAGCGGCUGGUACCUUGGCAAAGUGAUAGUGAAGGAAGACGGACAGCCAGAAUGUGAGGCCCAAGAAUUCCCCUGCUACAGAUGGCUUGACAAAAAUGAGGACGAUGGACAAAUUGUUCGGGAGUUAGUUCCAGAUGGGAGAUCGUCUCUCCUGGAAAAUGUUGGUUACCACAUCAGCAUAAAGACAGGAGACAUCCCUGGAGCCAGCUCAGACUCAAAGGUUUUGAUCAAGCUCUAUGGAGAGAAAGGAGACACGAAAAAGGAGUUUCUUUUGGUUUCGGAUAAUGAUUUAGGCAACUACUUUGAACGUGGUCGGAUAGAUAUCUUUACGCUUGAUACGAUGGACAUUGGGAAGAUCCAGCGGCUUCUCAUUGGACAUGACAAUGUUGGCCUCCGAGCUGGCUGGCACCUGGCCAGUGUUCAGAUCAACAUCCCAGUGCAUGGCAAGAUGUACAACUUCCCUUGCAACCGGUGGCUUGAUAAAAAUGAAGCUGAUGGCAAGGUAGAAAUUGAGGUCUACCCCAGUGAGAUCAUGACGAUCGAGAAAUUGAUAAAUUACGAGGUGUGCAUCGUGACUGGUGACGUGCGCAACGCAGGCACCAACGCCAACGUUUUCAUGCAGGUCUAUGGCGACCUGGGCAAAACAGAGGUGCUGAUUCUGAAAAACAGGUCAAAUAACUAUGAGAGAGGAGCAUCGGAAACCUUCAAGAUAGAAGCUGCAGACGUUGGCAAGCUCUACAAGAUCCGCAUUGGCCAUGAUGGGUCAGGCAUUGGGGACGGCUGGUUCCUGGAAAGUGUCACACUCAAGAAGAUGGCUACGAAGAUAAAGGAGAGGAGGAGGAAGAAGAAAUCCACUCAAGAGGAGGAAGUGGAGGACCCUAACAAGCCAGGCGUCAUGGAGGUUUAUGAGUUCACACCCCAUCGCUGGCUGGCAAGUGACGAAGAAGACAAGGAACUGGUCACAGAACUGAUCCCGGAGGAUGGAUCUCAACUUGAAGCGAACAGCUAUGAGGUCCACGUCAUCACUGGGAUCGUCUGGGGAGCUGGGACUGAUGCCAAUGUUUACCUGAGCAUCUAUGGUGAAAGAGGAGACACUGGGGAGAGACAUUUGAAGCGCUCAAACCACAUAAACAAAUUUGAGAAGGGUCAGGUGGAUAUAUUCACUGUCCAAGCCAUUGACCUGGGAGAGCUAAAGAAAGUGCGAAUCCGGCAGGACAACUCUGGACCCAAUCCAGCCUGGUUUCUGGAAAGAAUUGAGAUUAUUGACACCAAGGAGGAAAGCACUUACUAUUUUCCAUGCCAGAGGUGGUUAGCUGUGGAAGAAGAUGACGGACAAAUUGCCAGAGAGCUGGUACCCGUGGCCGAGGCAUUUGUGAAGAAGGGUUCAGACAACGCAGGUGCACUUGCAACACUUGGCCUGGAACAGAAAGACAAAUCUACUACAUACACUGUGUCCGUGCAAACGGGGGACAAGAAACACGGCGGGACGGAUGCCAAUGUCUUCAUUGUUCUUUAUGGAACUAAAGAUGAUACAGGGACGAUCUUCUUGAAGGCCUCCAAGACAAACAAGAACAAAUUUGAGCGAAGGAAGAGGGAUGUAUUCACAGUGGAGUGUGUGGACCUUGGAGAUCUGAAGAAAAUCAAGAUCGGCCAUGAUGACUCAGGAAAUUCUCAGGGCUGGUUUCUGGAGUGGGUAGAAGUGGAUGCUCCAAGCCAGGGCUUGUGCCUGAAGUUUCCUUGUGGUCGUUGGCUGGACAGAUCAGAAGAUGACGGAGCUAUCGAAAGGGUCCUGUUUCCUGCAGAACUGCAAACAAGAACGUAUGUCCCAUUUGUGCCCUAUGAGAUCACUGUGUACACAAGUGACAUUUUCGGAGCUGGCACGGAUGCAGAUGUUUUUGUUGUUCUGUAUGGAGCGGAUGGGAUUUGCACGCAGCAGAAAUCCUUGUGCCAAAACAAGAGGGAGAGGAGGAUGUUCUUCGAAAGGCGUUCUGUCAAUCAGUUCAUCGUGGAGCUUGAGGACGUUGGAGACAUACUGGAAAAGAUUCGCAUCGGGCACGAUGGUUCAGGCAUCAAUUCUGGUUGGCAUCUUAAUCGAGUGGAGGUGCGCCGACUUUUGCCCAAUGGAAAGGGUUCUGAGAAAACUACCUUUCCAUGUGAGAAGUGGCUGGCCAAAUCGGAAGACGAUGGCGAGAUCAUGAGGGAGCUGGUUCCAUCCUGCGUGUUUACAGAAAAGCUCAUGAAGGACGGGACACUGAAGCAGAUCAACGAGGAGAUCGAUGACCCACUGGAAAUUCAUACAUACAAGAUUUCGGUUUUCACUGGUGAUGUUUACGGUGCUGGGACGGAUGCCAAUGUGUUCUUGAUCAUCUAUGGAGACCUGGGAGAUACUGGGGAGAGAAAGCUCAGCAAAUCUGAGACUAGCACCAACAAGUUUGAAAGAGGACAGGAAGACAUAUUCACAAUCCAAGCGGUGGAUCUCGGCACGCUCUACAAAAUCAAGAUCCGCCAUGACAACACCCUGCCAAGGCCGGACUGGUUCCUGGAGAAAGUGGAGAUCCUGAAUGACAAUACGGACGACCUGUACCUGUUCCAGUGCGAACGCUGGCUCUCGAGGAAGAAGGAGGACAACAUGAUCGAGCGGAUACUUUUUGAAAAAACCUACGAUCCUGACCAGAAAAGUGUUGAUGCCAAUGUGAAGAAUACCAAGACUGGCAGCUUGGAUGGAUCGCUUCCGGAAGGACCGUUAAUUCCUUACCACAUAAUAAUCACCACAGGCAGUGAGUUCGAUUCCAGCACAGACAGUCGAGUUUUCGUCAUCAUCUCAGGUCCUCAGAACUUGCAGACGGGUCGGCUGUGGCUGGACCUCCCGGAAGGAAAAGAUGAAUUUGCAGAUGCUUCUGUGGAGAAAUUCUCUGUUAUGGGAGUCGAUGUUGAAGAAGUCAAAAAAGUGGAGGUCGGCCAUGACGGGGCCACACCAGAAAGCUCCUGGCUCCUGGGAGAAAUCACCAUCAUCGUCCCCACCAAAGGAGUCAUGUACACCUUCGUCUGUAACUGCUGGCUGGCCCGAGAUAUGGGAGAUGGACUCACGGCACGCGUCUUCAACAUCCUGGAUGCCGACUGUGUCAAUAUUGGUCUGAAGAUUCUCUAUGACGUGACUGUUGUGACUGGAGAUCUCUCACACGCCGGUACUGAUGCUGGGAUCUUUAUAACACUCUUUGGAUCCAAUGGAUGCUCAGAAGAGAUACCGCUAGAAAAAAACGGAACCAGAUUUGAGAUUGGCCAAAGGGAUACUUUCAUCAUGGAGAUUCCCGACAUUGCUCCCCUUCGGAAGAUGAGGAUACGGUCCGAUGGGAGUGGUUGCCGCCCGGAUUGGUUUCUGGAACAGAUCAUCAUGAAGAACCGGACGACUCAGGAGGUGACCACGUUCACGUACGAUGACUGGCUCUCGAAGCAGUGGGGCGACAACCGCACCCUGGAGUGGGAGAUGCCGGCGGUUAUCGACGAGGAGCAGAUGAUGGAAUACACGACAUAUACCAUCCAGGUCAAGACGAGCGACAUUGGAGGGGCUGGAACAGAUGCCAACGUCUUCAUAAGCAUAUUUGGCGAGAGUGGGGACACCGGUAUUUUGGCUCUGAAGGAAUCCAACAGGACCAACAAGUUUGAGAGGAACCACCUGGAUGUCUUCUAUUUCUCUGAUGUGCUCAGUCUCGGGGACCUCUGCAAAGUGCGCAUCUGGCAUGACAACAAAGGAAUCGCCCCCGGCUGGCACCUGGAAUACAUUGAUGUGGAGGACUCCAUCAUGGACAAGAUGUUCCGCUUCCAGUGUGACCGCUGGCUGGCGAAGGAUGAGGAUGACGGGCAGCUCAUACGGGAACUGGCCUGCGCCAACAACGACAUCCUGGAACUGAAAGAGCGGACUUCUUAUGAGAUCAGUGUCACUACCAGUGAUAUGGAAGGUGCCGAGACCAAGGAAAAUGUCUUAAUUAUUUUUGAGGGGAAGAAGUGUUCCAAAGAGUUCCUACUGGAGAAUUCCUCCAAAAAUAGGAGGUUUUUAAGAGGAGCAACAGAUGUAUUCCAGUUUUCUUCCAAGAACGUUGGCGAUAUUGCAGCCAUCUGCAUUGGUCACUGUCCAAAAGAUGGAAAGAAACUGAGCUCAAAAGCAGAUGUCUCCUGGCAUGUUCAGGAGGUCGUGGUUACGGAGAUGGAACUUUGCAACAAGUAUUUCUUCAGAUGCAAUGCAAAACUCCCAUUGUGUGGAAGGAGGGGUGACCACAAAGUCUUUGAGUGUGCCAAGGUGAUCGAGAGCUUCGCCAGCAAGGCUCGGAGCCUGGUGCCAGUCAAAUUCGAGGUGAUUGUCGUGACAGGGUUUGAGAAGGGAUCCGGCACAGACGCCAACGUGUUCAUCACCAUCUUCGGAGUGAACGGGGAUUCGGGGAAGAGGGCUCUCAAGCAGAAGUUCCUCAACCUCUUUGAACGGGGUAAGACAAAUCGGUUUUACCUGGAAAUCCUUGAACUUGGGGAGCUGAAGAAAGUUCGGAUUGAGCAUGACGACACUGGAUUAUCUUCCGGAUGGCUGGUCGAGCGAGUGGAGAUCACCAAUUCAGCCACAGGUGUCACCACUAACUUCCCCUGUGCGAAGUGGCUUGACAGCAAUCGAGGCGAUGGCUUAACGUGGCGAGAACUGUUUCCGAGGAAUUGAUGGCCCCUGACUUGCUCAUGACUUCUUCUACCUGGGCCAGCAGUGGGAUCUCCAGUCCGGACUUCUAUUUGCUUCCUUCCCCAACCCAAAUUAAAGUUCAAAACAUACCAGUUUGGUAUAUUAAUGUAAACCAACCCACUUUUUUCAUUCAACGGUAGUUUGAUACAGAAUUUUGACAUUGUAAUAUUUCACCCAACAAAGAAAACUCUUCAUUCCAUUCAAAACUUUUUCUCAUCUUCCACUUUUCCUGUAAAAUUUCCCCAGGCAACCCACAAAAAACUUUACAUUCACUUCACUUGUUUUACAGAAGGUUAAAUGAGAGAGGCUCAAUAUUUCAACACAAGUGCUGAGAAUAUUUGGUAGAUUUCAAUGUUUUAAACAAUAAAUAUAAUUUAAUUUACCAUUUUAUAAAAAUAUAUGUAUGCUUUAAAAAAAACUGAUGUGAAAAAUAAGUGCUUUUUCUUGAUUAAAUAUAUUUCCAAUGAGUUCUAUGGGGCCAUUUUAACUUUGCCAGAAAUGUGUGCUAGGACUUAAACACUAUUAAAGUUGUCUUUCCAAAA